Messenger RNA from Dermochelys coriacea (leatherback sea turtle), 6068 nucleotides. RefSeq names its product microtubule affinity regulating kinase 2 (gene MARK2). Gene Ontology annotation, cellular component: cytoplasm. Gene Ontology annotation, molecular function: tau-protein kinase activity; ATP binding; protein serine/threonine kinase activity. Lineage: Eukaryota; Metazoa; Chordata; Testudines; Dermochelyidae. The record is from RefSeq and is a predicted model, not a curated record. Gene Ontology annotation, biological process: microtubule cytoskeleton organization; intracellular signal transduction; protein phosphorylation. Bases 969 to 3296 code for a protein of 775 amino acids. The transcript is spliced from 19 exons.
GGCACAUCACUGCAUUCUACCCUAAUCUCCCCCGCUCCCACACUGCUCUCAUUUGGCAGCAUUUGAUUCCCUUUUGAACUCUGUUAUAAGAGCUGCCCCUGAUCUGUUCAUCUUGCUUAGGGGCUUGCAGGCCACCUGGUGCAGGUAGAGCAUUAACUUCAUACUCUUUUUCAAGCUGAGCAUUUCCUCCUCACACUCACUGACUGAAGAGCCCUGCCCAUUGCAACCAAGGGUGGGGCAGGCAGCUUCCUGUGGGGGAAGAAUCGUAAGUUGCUGUAACUCCGUCCUUCCCCCAGCCUAAGGACAGUUCUCCUCCCACUUUGCCCAAUGGGAAAAAGUGCUAGUGGGUUAUGGUGGAAGUUUGCCUUCCUCCCUUAAUGGAUCUUGGGACUCAGAUCCAGACAACACCCUGAAGCUCUCGGUAAUCCCAGUGCUUCUGCUACCUGUGGUGCUGCUUAGGGAAGUUGUGGAGUUAGCCUGAAACUGAUGAAUUGCAAAACAGGCCGGGCUCUGGGUUAGCAAUCAGGGAGAUUGCAAAAGGUGUGGCUUGCUCAGGUAUCGAAGGCGGAGUCCCAUUGCCGGUUGGUGGGGGAAGUGGCUUGCCUGGGCUGUUCCUGUACUUUGCUCCUUCUGAAGAGUUUCACUUUGGCUGCUGCUGUUUGUUACUACUUUGCUUCACCACUUCAGAAGAGGGAUUUCAGAGGCUAACGAGGAGAGAUGAGACAGGUCUGUUCCGUGGGGUGCCUCUUCCCACAAGCACACUAGGAAUAAGUUGGAGUUAUUUCCCCUCUCUUCCCAGCUGGCUGAAGUGAUAUAAAUGAGGGGGGAGAGACUUUUCCAUUUGGGGUCUGGAAUGGAGAGCCAAUGAGAUACAGCGUCUGCCCUUCCAGACUAUAGACGCUACAGAGAAGGCGCUUGCGCCAGCGUUGCUACGAUUGUGUGACGGGAGAGGGAGAAGACGGCUUUUGAUGAGCAGAGGGAGCACAUACACAAGGCCCAUGGCUGGACCGGCGCUGGGCCACACAGAGUCCAAGCCCAGCAGCAAGUCCAACAUGCUGCGGGGCCGCAACUCUGCCACCUCCACCGAUGAGCAGCCGCACAUUGGGAACUACCGCUUGCUCAAGACCAUUGGCAAGGGCAACUUCGCCAAGGUCAAGUUGGCACGCCAUGUCCUGACGGGGAAAGAGGUGGCUGUGAAAAUCAUUGAUAAGACGCAACUCAACUCAUCAAGCCUGCAGAAGCUCUUCCGGGAAGUGCGAAUAAUGAAGGUUUUGAAUCAUCCCAACAUAGUUAAAUUAUUUGAAGUCAUAGAGACGGAGAAGACGCUGUACCUCGUCAUGGAGUACGCCAGCGGGGGUGAGGUGUUCGACUACUUAGUAGCCCAUGGAAGAAUGAAAGAGAAAGAAGCCAGGGCAAAAUUUCGACAGAUAGUGUCGUCUGUGCAGUACUGUCACCAGAAGUUCAUUGUACAUAGAGACUUGAAGGCCGAGAAUCUGCUGCUCGAUGCCGACAUGAACAUUAAAAUCGCCGACUUUGGCUUCAGCAAUGAGUUCACGUUUGGGAACAAGCUGGACACGUUCUGUGGGAGCCCUCCCUAUGCUGCGCCGGAGCUCUUCCAGGGUAAAAAGUACGACGGCCCCGAGGUGGAUGUUUGGAGCCUGGGCGUCAUCCUGUACACCCUGGUCAGCGGCUCGUUGCCCUUCGAUGGGCAGAACCUCAAGGAACUGCGGGAACGGGUCUUGCGGGGCAAGUACCGGAUCCCCUUCUACAUGUCCACAGACUGUGAGAACCUGCUGAAGAAAUUCCUCAUUCUCAACCCUAGCAAGAGAGGCACUUUAGAGCAAAUCAUGAAAGACCGCUGGAUGAAUGUGGGGCACGAGGACGACGAGCUGAAGCCCUACAUUGAGCCCCUCCCUGACUACAAGGAUCCACGGCGGACAGAGCUGAUGAUCUCCAUGGGGUACACGCGGGAGGAGAUCAAGGACUCGCUGGUCGGGCAGAAGUAUGACGAGGUCAUGGCCACUUACCUGCUGCUGGGAUACAAGAACUCAGAGCUGGAUAACGACAACAUCACGCUGAAGCCGAGGCCUCCGGCCGAGCUGGCCAACAGUAGCGCCCCCUCCCCCUCGCACAAGGUACAGCGCAGCGUUUCGGCCAACCCCAAGCAGCGGCGCUUCAGCGACCAGGUCCCUGCCAUCCCCACCUCCACUUCAUACUCCAAGAAGACCCAGAGCAACAACGCAGAGAACAAACGCCCUGAGGAGGAGCGUGAGGCUGGGCGCAAGGCCAGCAGCACUGUCAAAGUGCCCGCCAGCCCACUGACCGGGCUCGAGAGGAAGAAGAGCACGCCCACCCCAUCCACGAACAGUGUCCUCUCCACCAGCACCAACCGGAGCCGGAAUUCCCCCAUGCUGGAGCGGACUAGCCUGGGCCAGAACUCCAUACAGAAUGGCAAGGACAGUUUAACCACUCCGGGGUCCAGGGCUUCCACGGCUUCCGCUUCCGCCGCCGUGGGCUCCGCACGCCCGCGCCAGCACCAGAAAUCCAUGUCUGCCUCGGUGCACCCCAACAAGCCCACGCUGCCCCCCACUGAAAAUAACUGUGAGGCCCAGAGACCCAGCACUGCCCCCCAGAGGAUCCCGGUGGCUUCACCCUCUGCCCAUAACAUCAGCAGUGCCAUCCCAGAACGCACCAACUUCCCGCGGGGCAUCUCCAGCCGCAGUACCUUCCAUGCCGGGCAGCUCCGGCAGGUCCGGGACCAGCAGAACCUCCCCUACAACGUACCACCUGCCUCACCCUCUGGGAACAGCCAGGGGCGCAGGGGCGCCUCCGGCAGCAUCUUCAGCAAGUUCACCUCCAAGUUUUCGCGCAGAAAUGUGUCUUUCAGGUUUGCCAGAAGGAAUCCGCAUGAGCCAGAGAGCAAAGACCGAGUGGAGACCCUCAGACCUCACAUGGUGGGCGGGGACAAGGAGCGGGAUGAGAACCGAGAGGCCAAGCCUCGCUCACUGCGCUUCACCUGGAGCAUGAAGACAACGAGCUCCAUGGAGCCCAACGAGAUGAUGAAGGAGAUCCGCAAGGUGCUGGACGCCAACAGCUGCCAGUGCGAGCUGCAGGAGAAGUACAUGCUGUUGUGCAUGCACGGGGCACCCGGCCACGACUCCUUUGUGCAGUGGGAGAUGGAGGUGUGCAAGCUGCCGCGGCUGUCGCUCAACGGCGUGCGCUUCAAACGGAUAACAGGCACCUCCAUGGCCUUCAAGAACAUUGCCUCCAAGGUGGCCAACGAGCUCAAGCUUUAACCAGCCCCCUGCUGUACUGCACCCCACCUGCCCUGGGCCGUGACGAGGAGAUCCUGAGCUGCAGGAUCUCGCCACGGCGGUGUGCCGGGGGCACUGAGACGCAGACCCUCCUCUCUCGAGCUGUGUGCCCGGGAGGAACAUUGGAGACACUUCUGUCCACCUUGCAAGGACCCACAGCCAUGCACCAGGACAGAGGGUGCAGAAACAUGCCUUCUCUCCCCCACUGCUGUGCUGAGAUGCCCCCUGGCCAUGCACCAGGGGAGGGGGGCACAGCUGCCUCCUGUGCAGACAUGCGCCCCCCAGAGCGCAUGGGGGGGCCCAGAGCCGCACACUCCUCCCCUCGCAGGAUUGUAAUUAAUUGGAGAAAUGUUUAUUUUUUGAUACCCUGGUGGGGGCGGCAGCAGAGAUGGUGGCGGGGGGAGGGCUGGGGGGCAGCAUUGCCCUCCGCUGCCACCAGCAUGCAGGCUCCAGCAAAUCGUGGUACUGCCCCUCAGAUGCCUGCCAUGCUGGCCGGGAGCUCUUACCAAAAAAGAGAAGGGCUUCAAAAGCCAGAGAAGUCUGCCCCCCCUUCCCACAAUGCCUUUCACCCCUCACCUCUCCCCCCUUUCCCACAAUGCCUUUCACCCAGCCUCCUGCACAUGCUGACCUGUCCUUUCCCCACGGGGCAGGUUGCUUGGGGCUGGGCCUGCUGGGCUGGGUGCUGACAGCAGCAGGGAGCUGGGAAAGCCAGGCCCCACCUUCCUGCGGGUGCCCCCAUUGGGCAUUAAUAUGGGAGUGGGGUUGUUGGCAGCCUCUCCCCCAGGCAGCUGUAGCAUGUGAGCUCCCAGGCUGAGCCCCUGCCCAGAGUGGGGGUGAUGGGGCCCAGGCGGACAAGCCCCUCCCCAGCUCAGCUCACGCUGAGGGGGCAAUGCGGGAGGGGUGCUGCGGCUGGGCUGUGAGUCCCCAUCCACCCCCAAGCCUGGAGCACUUGGUUGACAGGUUCCCUCCGCCAGCUCACCCCGUCCCCCUCAGUCUGACAGUAGCUCCCCCAGCCUUCGAAUGGGACUCCAGCUGUGCCAUGUCCAAGACCCGAUGGGCGUCGGGCUGAAUCUGUGGCGGGGAGUGGGGGGGUUCUUAGCUGCAGCUUCCUCUCCCCCACUGCCUAUCCCUUGCUUGGAUGGAGGGUGCAGAUGGAUGCAUUCUCUCCCCUCCCCCCCCACCAUGUGCAUCUCACAAGUGGGGGAUAAUUCAUACCUAAUCUCCCCCGUCCCCCAGGACAGAGGUGGGGGCCUCAGGCUGGAGGGGUCUGAGGCCUCUUCCCCCGGGAGGCUCUGCCCUGAGCUGAGUCCCUGACUUAGACACAAUAAAGAGAAUGUUUUUAACCUGCACUGCAGCUUUGGUGUUCUUCCCCCCAGCUCUAGGGCUGGCUCCCCCCCAGCCCUGGAGCAGGCUGCCCCUGGCCUGCAUUGGGCACAGCUAGGUCCCCAGGGGGCAUUGGAGGGGCUGUCAGGUGUCAGGAGGGAGCCCUGAGCUCUCAGCGAGGGCCCUUCUCUGGAUCUGCCACCAGCUGUAGCUCAGCUUCCCCCUCUGUGCCCACCAGGGCUUUUGCUGUGCCCUCUGCCCUAUGUGGGGUGGGGCAGGGUCUCCCUGGGACUGGCUCAGUGAUGGGAGUUGGACCACCCCACUUGGUUCCCUAGCAGCAGUGGACACCGCUGGGGGCCUACCCUGAGCAGUGGAAGGGGCCUAGAGUUCUGGGGAGGGGGAGAGUCAGGACUCCUGGGUUCUAUCUAGCAACGGGGAGCUAGAGUGACACCUUCCCCCAGCCCAUGUGCCUGGCCCUGGCCCUGGCCCUGACCCCUGACCUGUUCCCUGUGCCAGGGACGAGGAGUUAUGGGAGCUGCGGGGCCCCCCAUGCUGGACUUUGGAUGAUUCUGUCAUUGGGGGGCUGUUUGGAAAUGCCACAUGAUUCCCUGGGGGGGUGGGGCUGUUACCUGGCCUGGGAACAGGGGCUCCUCCCACUCUCCAGCCAUUGGUUCUUUGCUCUGGCUCCCCCUCUGCCCGAGUACUGGCAGGGGGAGGGGAGGCCUUGCCCACAUGGCUGCAGUCCUGGUUGAGCCCAGAGCUGCUCCCCUGUCUUCUUGUUAGGCAUUAUAUGGGGGGUGCCCCCACAGGUACUUGAAGCCAAGAAUAGGCAGGGGGAAGGCAGCAGCUGUGUGGUGGGGGGGAGAGGGUCUAACAUCCCCCUCCAGUCACAGCUGGCCCUGGCUUAGCAGAGACCCCUCAGCCAGUGUUUCAGGGCCUAGCACUGGCUCCAUUACCCGCCCCGCAACAUUGGCUGUAGGAUUUCCCGUGCUCCCCCCCCCCCCCCCCGCACUGGCUGCACUAACACCACCCCCCGCCAGGCUUCUCCAUCCAUCAUAGCCACAUUUGUGAUGCUAAAUAAUGUACUUCCCUGGCCCUGGGGGCUGUUCCUUCCCCUUCCCCCCCCAUCUCUGCCCCCCCCAGCCUGUAUAUAUCUGUACUGAUACCUCGGUUUUGUGAGUGGUUUUAUUUUGUUUUAUUCUGAUCAGAAAAUGCCUUUUUUUUUUUUAAAUAAAAAAAAAAUCUGCUCUGGCCCCGACGCUGCCCCCUGCUGGUGGGUCAGGGAAUGGGCUCUAUGCUGCCCCCUUCUUGCAGGUGGGGUGGGCCCUGCCACUGUCCCCUCCUGGAGGGCUUUGGCCCCGCUGGGGCCCUGGAGCGGAGCAGUGAUUCGAUGUAGUUUUCCAGGUUCUAGAUUAAAACUUUCCAGAAAGA